ACUUGCGGGCAGACUGCUAUUGACUUGUUAUUGUUUUAGUAAACUUCGGGUAAUGUUUUUGUUUUGAUUGUUAUUUGCAAUGGAACGCCGCAAUAAUAAUCCGGGCGCUGUGCAAUAUGGCAAUUUCAUGAAUUACUAUCAAUUCAAUUCAGCCGUCGAACGUGUGAAACUGCUGCCAUCAAAAGAUAUUUGGCAGCCCAAACAAAACGACACGAGGACAGAAAAUGAGCCCUACUUGGUGCUCGAUGUGGGCUGCAAUUGUGGCGUUUUUACACAGCUGUUGCAGCAGUUCCUUGAGGAACAGUUACAGCGACCAGUGCAUGUGCUUGGGGUGGACAUUGACGAACGGCUCAUCGAACGAGCGAAAUCGGAAAACACGUGUCUCGACAAGAUCAGCUAUUUUACCGCCGAUGUGCUCAAUGAGGAGCAAUUUGAUUCACCUGUGCAGACUUAUUUAGAGCAGCAUCAUCGGCAGAAGUUCGAUGCCAUCUGCUGCUACUCCAUUACCAUGUGGAUUCAUCUGAAUCAUCACGACAACGGCCUGCAAUUUUUUCUACGCAAACUGUCCCAAAUGGCAGAGCUGUUUGUGGUGGAGCCGCAGCCGUGGAAAUGCUACCAGACGGCUGAACGGCGUCUGAAGAAAACCGGCGAGGUUUUCCCGCUAUUCCGGGAACUAAAGUGGCGCUCUGAUGUGGAACAACAGAUUCAGAAAUAUCUUGAACAAGAGCUAUGCCGCCAGAGCGUUUACGAAUCGACGCCCACCAAGUGGCAGAGAAGGAUUUGUUUUUUCAGAUGAGAUUGAUCAUAGUACAAUAUGUUAACUAGAAUUUAAAAAUAAAAAAUAUUUCUAACUUAUGUUGUGCGCUUUUCGAAUUAUGUUGCAAAAGUAAAUAACAAUCUGUUAUCGCCCGACCGCCACGUAAAAAUGCGGCUAUUAAAAUACCAGACAACACGUUUUUGGUAUAUUCAAUAUUUAAUUGGAAAUUGCAAAAAAAAAUUGUUUUUAAACACGUUUUGCAAAUUUAUCGAAGUGUAACCAGAUGGUAAAUUAUCGAUGCUUCCUUAUUUUGGUAUAUCUCAUCGGCACUAAAACGUUUAUUAGCAGUUUUGUUGGCGGUCACACACCGACAUAGUUUUGCAAUAUGUUGGCGCAGGUUCAGCGAAAACCAACGCGUCUCAACAACUUCUAAGCGAAAAUAACAAUACAAAAAAAAAGAAAUAUGCAUUUUAUUAAAAACAUUAAAAUAAUAAUAAACUAAGAACAUAAAAAAGUAAAGAAAACUCUCUAAAAAAAGAAACACAAUGUGAGCAUGUGUAAUGUGAAAAUUUAGCAGUUAAGCGCGAAUUGUAUGUAUUAUUUAAAUUUUCGUUCAAUAAGUUUAAAUCAAAAGAAACAAAAAAAUCAAACAAAAAAAAAGAAAAACGAAACGCAAAAAAAAAAUAUUGAAAAAAAACUGUUAAAUAGUAAGCAACCCAAAAAAUAAAAACAAAACGCAAUUCGAAACGAAAACAAAAACAAACAAAAAAUCAGCGAGCAGUCGUCGAAGAGAGCAGCACAGCAACAACAUCAGAAGCAGCAGCAGGACCAAAAGCAACGCAGGCGAGAGCGAGAGAGCAACACACAGUCGAACAUUGUUGUUGUUCUCCUUUGGUGCUAUUGAGAACGUGUGCAUGUGUGUGUGAAGGCGAAAAAGAAAAA
Drosophila sulfurigaster albostrigata is the source of this 1699-nucleotide messenger RNA. RefSeq names its product probable RNA methyltransferase CG11342. Gene Ontology annotation, cellular component: cytoplasm. The record is from RefSeq and is a predicted model, not a curated record. NCBI's taxonomy places the organism in Eukaryota, Metazoa, Arthropoda, Insecta, Diptera, Drosophilidae. The coding region runs from base 80 to 796 and encodes 238 amino acids. The transcript has 3 exons. Gene Ontology annotation, molecular function: RNA methyltransferase activity; O-methyltransferase activity. Gene Ontology annotation, biological process: negative regulation of pre-miRNA processing; miRNA metabolic process.